Molecule: messenger RNA, 2390 nt
Organism: Moneuplotes crassus
Lineage: Eukaryota; Ciliophora; Spirotrichea; Euplotida; Euplotidae
Source: the annotation of a GenBank genome assembly
AUAGCAUAUCAUGGAACAUUCAGAUCUAGAAGUUAGUCUGACAUCUGGACUUACCAUGAGUCCAGCCGUGCAAAAGGCUAUGAAUGAGUCAGAGUAUAUCAAGAACCAGGAUGCUCACUCUAGUGAGUUCGGGUUCAUGAUGUCUGAGGAGACUCUUACCAGUUCCAAUAUCCAUGGCAAAAAUCUAAAGGCAAAAAUCGAAGAAUACUUGGAAAGUAAGAACCUAACCAGGGAUGAGCUUAAGAUUUUGCUUAAACAAGGUGCUGCGGAUAAUCAACUUUUUAUGAUUAAGGAGAGUACCUAUGAAAAAUUGGUGGACGCUCUUGGGAUUACUCUUAGCAGGCCUCAUUAUGGGGCUAAUCUCGCUAAAUCUGCUCCUAGUAUCAACAUGAAGAAGAGCUUCAAACAAGACAAAAUUCAACAAUUAUCAACAGAGUUAAAUGGUGAGCCUCUUGAGCUUAUGAGCAUGAGGAGACUAAUUAAAGAAAAAUAGCAAUAUAUUUGCCAAAGAGAUGAAGAUGAAGCAAACAAUGGUAUAUCCUAUUUAUAACGAUUUGAGCAAAAGUGGAGUCCAUCAUGUUAUACAAAACAAGAACGAGGCUAGUAAGAGGAUACAACAAAUUUCUCGACAAAGGUUAAUGUCUAAGCAACUCUCCUCAGAAGUUGAUAUAGAUGGAUCUCCUCAUAAAGUUAAUAGCCAAGGGCUAAAGAUAUGUCUUUGUUAUACCUUCUUGUUCUUAAUAUCCAUCGUGCUGUUUGGAGGAUGGGGUCUUCUCUCCUUCUUUAUCACAAAACAAAGGCUUUUUGCAAUAUUUGGAUAUCAACUUUUAAUAGCUGGAGGAGGAGGCUUUGCCAUUAUGAUACUCUCCGCACUACUUCUUUGAUUCAUUAGUCAUGACAUGGCAACUAUCUGUAAACCUGCAUGUGGGAGGAGAUGCUUGAACUUGUUUGAUUUUAGGAUAUCUUUUCACAAAACUUGAGGCUAUUUAAUACUAUUCUAUUCUCUUCUGCAUUCAGCGAUUCAUCUCUUUUUACUAGAGGACAAGAUGGCAGACCCAGAUUACUUUGAGGAGAAUAGAAGGUAUCUACACCAUUGGAAUUUUGAUGAGCCUCCAACAGUAUGGGAUUUGACAUUUAAAACAGUUCCAGGGAUUACAGGGAUAAUCUUGCUUAUCACAAUUAUCCUCAUCUUUUUGACAUCCUUAAAAUGAGUCAGAGAGACGUCUUAUCAAACGUUCUCUUACGCCCACACAUUUCUGUUCCCAAUAUUUUUCUUUGGAAUGAUAGCACAUGGGACUGCCAGAUGGCUAAAUUUUGGGUUCCCGACAGCUAUAAUCCCUCUGACAAUCCCUCUUAUUAUUUACUUCACAAUGGUAGCCAGAAGGCUGAUGAAUUCAUGCAGGAAAUCUUGGAAGAUAAAGGACUUUAAGAUUUCAAACGAUCGUAGCUUUAUGUACUUAAGCCUAGAGGUACCUAAAGACUAUAGUUGGAAGCCUGGGCAAUAUGUUAACAUUAACAUCCCCUCCGUGAGUCCUCUGCAGUGGCACCCAUUUACUAUCGUAUCUGCCCCUAAUGACAAUCAUCUUGAUUUAAUAAUUAAGCGAAGAGGCGAUUGGACAGCCAGAGUUAUAUAUACUUUUGCUGAGUUAAAAAAGAAAGGGCUUUGUGAGAAGAUAGGGCAUUUUACAGAUUGACAUUACGAGAAAGAGUUCAUUGAUUACCUCUUUGAAAUGAAUAUUGGAGAGAAUCAUGGAGACAUCAAGAUACAUUUAACAAAACCUAUCUCGGCAAUGCCUGAUACAAUUCCUUUAAGAAAGAACCUGAUUCUUGUUGGAUCAGAAAUUGGGAUAUCUUCCAUCCUUGCUUUCUUGGAUGAGCAGUUGAUCACAGAAAGAAGAGCUGGAGAUCCCUCUAAUACAGAAGAUUUUAAAAACAAGAACAAUAAGACUUCCAAUAUUGAAAAGAUUCAUUUAGUGCUUGUGAGUAAGGAUUCAGACCAACUCUCUUGGUUGUCUCCUUAUAUUGACCGCAUACUGAGUAAUGAAUACUUGUCUGAAAAAGUUGAGCUACAUCUUUACUGUACAUCUAUUAUGUACCGCUCGUUUACUUCCUUUGUGUUCUGGAGAUCAUUCUUAUUAAGAGAGAGAAUGAAGGGAAAUUUAACAAGAUCCACCCAGACUGUGAUUGAGGAACAUUCAUCCAAUCUUGACUUCAAUAUCGGGAAACCUGACUUUUUGGAACUGUUUAAAAAAAUCCACUUCAAUGAACCCAAAGACUUCUACGUAUACGCUUCAGGAUCAAAGGAACUAAUAAGCAAGACAGUAGCUGCCUCUGAUUUUGUCAAUAGACGAGGUAAAGGUACUUUCACAUACAGAUACCAAAUAAUUUAG